AUGACCUUUUGGGGGCGCGAGGUGCUGGCAGACGUGGUCCGACGAGACACGGAUCCGGCCGCGGCACUUCUACAAGCGGGGACGAACAGGGCCAGAUCUCAAAUCCUGCAGUUUGAGAGGCGCUUUGCGUCUGUGCUGAGCCUCUGGUUUGUGACGCUGCCGGGGGUGGCAGCCCUUGCCUCUGUGCUGGCGCCCUGGGUCCGGUUCCGCGUGGUCUUCGCCGUGUCCGGCCUCGCCCACUUCUGCGCCUCCGGGAUCCUGGUGUACAUCUACCAUCCCUCUGUGGCGCCGGAUCUCUUCGAGAUGAAGGCGAAGCAUCGAGAGGCUGCCAGUAACGAGGAGUUGAAGGGCUUCUUAGAGGUAGCGGGCCUACGGGACCAGUACGGCAAAGUUUUUAAUAACCCUGGUGAGAUCAGCCCAGAUGACUUUAAGGACAUGCUCCAGCGCAUGAACGUCUACCAGGUGCCCAAGCAUACUUUCCAUGACUGUGACGAUGGCCCUCUGAGCAUCGUGGACUUGCCGCUCUAUGACAUGAGUCUCAAUGGUGUGGCAAAGUGUGUCGUGGAUGUGGUCAUGGAUGUAGAUGGCCCUGUGCCCAAGGCUCAAAUGAGGGAGGUCCAACCAAUGAUGUAUGGGAAGGCGCACAUGGUGGAUUGGAAGAACAACGUGAAGUACAUGAAGAAGUAUGUCCACUACAUCUUUGAACACAUGCGAGGCUUUCAAUGCCGAAACCACGUCCUACGGUCGCAGGAGGAAGGGAAGCCAGAAAACGACAAGACCGAGGAUGAGUGGAACUCUGGCUUCGACUUCAUUGAAGAGUUCGGACCACGUGACAAUGUCAAGAACCGUCAGCUUCGCUGGAUCACCAUUCAAACCUCCACCGACAGCUCGCCCAUCUACAAAUGGCCUUCCAUGCUGGUGGAGAAGUGCCUCCGCAAUCUCUCCUCUGAUGGUGUGCUUGCGGCAGUGCACGAAAAGUGGCCUCUCACCCUGUAUGACAUUGACGGGCGGCUUCUCAGCGAAGCUUCGUAUGUGACGCACACCGACUUCAUGAAGAUGCUCGACUCUGCUUGGUACCCCAAGGAGAACAGCGAUGCAAACAUCAUGGCGGUGUUGAAAAGGAAGCCUUUGAAUGAUAAGGUCGACUUCCUGGUAGAAGAGUCGCGGCUGAUCUACGACUAUUACAGGAAGGGUGGCACCGACUUGACUGAUGACUUCGACAAGAAGGUGGAGUGGGAGACCAAAUGGAUUAAGGCUGCCAUGGCCGGCAAGAAAGGCAAGGACUUGCCAGUGCGCUGCUUUGUGAGGUACACUAGCCCUUUCCAGGAAGCCAACGCAGAGAGAGCAAGAAGGGAGCAUCAAGCCGAGGAAAACAUGUACUCUGCUUCCAAGACCAACCUGGACUUGGCUGAGAGUGUGGGAGCCGGAGCAGACCCAGUUCAUCGUCAAGCCCGCCUCCGGCAGGCAACAAGCUCAAGCGCAAAUCCACCUUUUCCUCAUUGUUGGUGA
This is a messenger RNA of Effrenium voratum, 1509 nucleotides long. Lineage: Eukaryota; Dinophyceae; Suessiales; Symbiodiniaceae. The record is from the annotation of a GenBank genome assembly.